Stylonychia lemnae is the source of this 822-nucleotide messenger RNA. The record is from the annotation of a GenBank genome assembly. NCBI's taxonomy places the organism in Eukaryota, Ciliophora, Spirotrichea, Sporadotrichida, Oxytrichidae.
AUGAAGUCCUUAAUUGGGAAGAUUUGUUUGUAAUCGAAGCGCUAAUUUUAGAGAAAUCACUUCAAAUGUGAUCUCGAUGGAUGCUCUAAAUCUUUUUCAAGACCAAGUAAAUUAGAUUUGCAUAAGAAAACGAAGCACUACUUAGAAAUUUUGUAUUAAUGCCCGCAUUAAAGUUGCAUGAAGAUAUUUGCAGAAAAGGCCAACUUAGUUGUGCAUGAAAGAUGUCAUACUGGAGAGAAACCAUUUAAAUGUUCAAAAUGUGAAAUGAGAUUUUCAUCAAUAGGGAAUUUCAAACAUAUUUCAAAAAAGCAUACUAACUCACCAGAAAAAGAAAGCUCGAUUAGAUUAAAUUCAGACUAGGUUCAUUAAAGGAAAAAUGUUAUCCUGGGUUUUGAAAAAUUCUAAGAGGGUGCUUAAUAGAUUAACAAUGAAAUAUUAUCUGAGUAGGUUAGUGAAACACAUAAUGUAUAUCAAUCCUAAAAUUUAAAGCAUUAUUAAAAAGACAACAAAUAUGCUUUCUUUAAAUCACAUUCCAUAUGCAUUAAGGAUCUACCUCAAAUUAUUUAAUAAAAUUUCAAGACUCAAUCCAUGAAUUAGUCAGAUAUGACAAACACAUCUGAAGAGAAGGAUUAUAGUCCUUCAAAUUUUUUAGCUAUAUAGUGUGAUCAAUAAAUAGAUGAGAGUAACUCAGAUUAUUCAUUUGGCAAAUUCUUAUUCGAUUCUUCUAGCAUUUAAUAAAGCUCAGCUUAAGAUGAUAAUGAUUUUAUCGAUGAUCAAUAUUUCUCAUAUAGUAGAGAAUUUAGCAAACAGUCUUUCUCAUGA